Messenger RNA from Racocetra persica, 259 nucleotides. The record is from the annotation of a GenBank genome assembly. Lineage: Eukaryota; Fungi; Glomeromycota; Glomeromycetes; Diversisporales; Gigasporaceae.
AUGAUCUCACACAUUAUUAAAGGAGAAAGGGAGAAAGUUAUUCAAGAGACUCCUAUCAUUUAUUCCAAAUUGUAUCAGCGUUGUUGGCAAGAUGAUCCGGACAAACGUCCAAAUUGUAAAGUUUUGAGAAUUCUUAAGAAUGUUGAUAUGAAAAGUUUGAUUCAAAUUUAUACAGGUUCGUUGUCUAUAACUUUAUGUGGACUAAGAGUUGUGUGUCAGAGAAUAGGCAAGGCGGAAGAACAAGGAAAAAAUGCCUCCU